Dictyostelium purpureum is the source of this 3972-nucleotide messenger RNA. RefSeq lists its product as uncharacterized. Gene Ontology annotation, molecular function: guanyl-nucleotide exchange factor activity. Gene Ontology annotation, biological process: positive regulation of GTPase activity; Ras protein signal transduction. The record is from RefSeq and is a predicted model, not a curated record. The transcript is spliced from 2 exons. Lineage: Eukaryota; Evosea; Eumycetozoa; Dictyosteliales; Dictyosteliaceae. The coding region runs from base 508 to 3927 and encodes 1139 amino acids. Gene Ontology annotation, cellular component: plasma membrane.
AAUCAAUAUGUUAAUUCUCCUCAUAACUCUCCAUUAAAUACAAGUAAUAGUAAUAUAAAUAAUAAUAUAAAUAAUAUAAAUAAUAUAAAUAAUAACUAUAUAGAUAAUAAUAAUAGCAAUAAUAAUAUAAAUUUAAAUUCAUCAUUUGUAGAAACUUUAGAAAAUAAUCAACACCCUUUAAAAACUAAAUCAUCAUUACCACCACCAUUACCACCACCAUUACCACCAAAUGGUAGCAAACCUACAAAAUCAAAAUCAUCUGAAAAACUUUCUGUAAAAUUAUUAAAAUCAAACGUCAAUAACCCAAAUAAUAAAUCUCCAACAAAUUGUAAUAUAGAAUCCCCAUUUAAUCAACAAGAAUUAAUACUACCACCUCCACCCCAACCACAACCAAUAAAUAAUUAUUUAGCAUCUUCAUCCUCUACAACAGCAUCACCAUCUUCAUCAAAUAAUUCAUCACCAUCAAACUCUAAUAAUUCAUCACCAACACUUCCAAAUAAUAAUAAAAUGAAUAAAAUACAGCUACCACAUUUGCAAAGUUUAUUUAGUAACAGCAAUAGUAAUACUUUACCAUCAUCAUUACCACCAAAUAAAUUACCACCUCCCGUACCACCAUUCAGGAAAAUACCAUCCAAUCUAGAUAUGAUGAGAAUAAAUAAAAGUAAUAGUUUAACAAAUUUAAAUGAAGAAAGUGCAACAUCAUCGAAUACCGAAACCGUUUCAGAUUAUGGUGACGACGACAGUCAAUUACAAUUAAGUCAACAAAAUUCAUCUUUCCCAAUAUCGCCAAGAUUAAGACACGAGUCUAAAGUUAUACCUUCAGAAAUCACACUCAAAGUUAAAUAUCAGCCAAGUCCAAAUGUUUCAAAUACAAAUAUUUUACCAAUCAAUAGAGAAUUAAUGUUUUCACCAUGUUCAACAAUCGAUGAAAUUUUAUCGAAUAUUAUAACAAACUUUCAAUGUCAUCAUGGUUUAAAAAAUGCUAAGCACACAAGUGAUAACGAAUGGGAAACUGAUGCUAUAGAUAUUAAAGAUCACCAAUCAUUUGCAUUGUUUCAUGAAAAUGAUGUUUUAUCACCAUUACAUAAAGAAAAGACAUUACUAGAGUUGGGUUUAAAGGAACAACAAGUUUUACUUUUAAAGACCGUCCCAUUAGUGUUUACAUUGGUAAAGGUUACAAUGCCACAAUUUAGUGAUGAAGUUUUACCAGCUGUUGCAACCGUUAAAUUUAAUCAAUUCACGUCAAUUCGUUCAGUCAUUCGUAAACUGUUUUUAAAGUUUCACAACAAUAUCGAUAUCACUAAACAUGCAAUCUACAGAGUGGAUCCAUCAUCACAAAGAGAAGAGUUACUUGACGAAGAUGAAUUAUUCUCAACUUAUAAUAUAAACCAACAAAGUAUUUUAAUUUUUAGAACAUUAAAUGGUCAAGAGAGUGAUUUACAUUCGUCCCAAAAAACUUUACAGCUUAAAUUUAUUGUUUCAACAGCCCACUUUAGAAACAACACUUUAAAUUUAUCUUUUGACCCAAGAGAUACCGUUUCUAAAGCUAUAAAAAUUACUGGUCUUCGUUCUGGGCUAUUAGAUAGUUUAAAUAAUUGUGGUUUCUUUUUAACUCCCGAAGAUGAUGACGAUGAAGGUUUUUGGAUGGAUGAGGAUUUCCCAUUAGAAAAUUAUAAUUUAAGAAAUAAUACAUUUUUAACAUUUAAAGAAAGAUGUAAAAAAUAUACUGUUAUAGUCAAGCCUGGUGAUAGAAAAUGUACAUUUAAAUUUGAUCAAUUUACCAAGGUUUCAACAUUGUUUAAUAUACUUGUAAAUAAUGAAAUUAUUAAAAAUCCAAAAGAUUAUUACUUAUCAAUAAAGAACGGACCUACAUUAGAAAAACACAGAUUCGUUUGGUCAUAUGGUGAUAUUAAAGGUGAUAUCGAAUUUAAAGAGUUCCCCAACAAAUUAUUGUUAUUUAACCCAGUCAACGGUGAAAAGAAUUUAGUUUAUGUAGAUUUUGAUGUUCCAAUUAAAGAUGUUUGUGCAAGAUUGUCUCAAAAUUUCACAUCACCAAUCGAUGGUGUAGCAAUUGUUUCAUCAUCUAUAAAUAGUCAAUUUAGUAGCUUGAGUGGUCACGGUUCAACUAGAGAAAGAAGUUUUACAUUUAAGAAAUUAGGUCAUUUAGUCAAUACUAUCGAUUCAAGAAAAUCUUUAAGAGACCAAGGUGUACAACCAAAUGAUGCAUUAAUGUUACAAGUAGUCGAUGAAGAAAUAGAUGACCAAGAAGAAUCAAAUGUGAACUCGGGUGAUACCACACCAUCUUCAACUCCACCAAUUCCAAUUGAAGAUUUAGUACAAGAUGGCACUAUUCUCUCUGAAGAAAGACAAAUUAAUAUUUGGGAUGAACCUGCAGAUUCACCAGAGAAUAUUAUUUAUUCUACCACAACUGGUAGUUUAAAUCCAGAAAUCGAUGCUGCCACAUUAAAUAAAUUAAUCAUCCGUUUGACCAAUCCAGAUUUCCAUGAUCUCAUGUUUAUGAAAACUUUCUUGAUGACUUAUUCAUCAUAUACUACCACCAGUACUCUUUUAAAGAAAUUAUUUGAACGUUUCCAAGUACCACAACAUAUUGACGAAAAAGAAAGAUUAUCUGCUCAAUUACGUGUUGCAAAUGUAAUUAAAUAUUGGGUCGAACAUCAUUAUGAAGAUUUUUGUCACGAAUCUACAAAGUUAAUGGUAGAUUUUGUUGAUACUCAUAUGAUGAUUGCUUUCCCAACAUUAGGUAUCCAAAUUAGAAAUUGUAUCUUAAAACGUACUUGUGGUUUUAGAACUGAAUUGGUUAGAACACGUAGUAAUGGUGCCUUAACUUCACCAAGAGGAACAAAUGUUUUUUCAUUAUCAAACUCAGUCAUCAGUACUCCAACCAAAGAUAGCAGUAAUUCUACAUUUUCAUCAACACCAAUUUUAUCAAGAGGUUCUUCAAAUUUAUCAAUCUCAUAUAAUUCAUCAGUUACAGGUAGUACAAUUAUUGGAUCACCAUUAUCAAACUCAUCAGUUUUAAACAGUGGUUCAAACUCUCCAUCAUUAGGACCAUUAUCACCAAGACCCAUUUCAUCAUCGGCAUCUACCUCAUCAAGCUCAUUAUUAAAAUCACCACAACCAAAGAGAAUUCCUGAAACUAAAACAAAAGGCUUCUUAAAUCCAAGAACCUUAUUCGACUUUGAUGACGAAGAAAUUGCAAGACAACUAACUCUCUAUGAUUUCCAAUUGUACAGCUCAAUCAAACCAACAGAAUUUUUAAAUCAAGCAUGGAAUAAACCAAGUAUGGCCGCUAGAAAAUCACCAACUAUUUUAAAGAUUAUUGCUCGUUUCAAUGAUAUUAGUGCAUGGAUCGUUCAAUUAAUUUUACAACCAGAUCGUGUUAAAACCCGUGCUAAACGUUUAAAGAGAAUUAUCAAUAUUGCUGAUGAAUUACGUAAAAUAAAUAAUUUCAACACAUGUAUAGCAUUUAUUAGCGGUAUCAAUAAUUCUGCAAUUUUACGUUUAAAACAUACCCAUUCACUUCUCACAAAGAAAUAUGUAGAUACUUUAAGAAACUUAGAAAAAGAAAUGAAUUGUGAAUCAUCAUACAAAGCCUACCGUGACAAAUUAAAAAAUUCCGACCCACCAGUAGUACCUUAUAUUGGUUUAUAUUUAACUGAUUUAACAUUUAUAGAAGAAGGUAACCCAAAUAUCAUUAGAAACAACUUAAUCAAUUUUGCAAAAUACUAUUUAAUUCAUAAAGUAAUCUCUGAAAUUCAACAAUACCAAUGGACAGAAUAUCAACUAAAUGUAGCUCCAAUCAUUCAAACCUUUAUUAGAGAUAUUCCUCAAGUAAAUUUAGACGAACUAUACCAAUUAUCUUUAUUAAAAGAACCAAGAGGUUCUUUAAAAUCUGAUAUUCCAUAAAUAUUUUUUUUUUUAUAAAAAAAAUAAACUAAAAAUAAAACUUUU